CUUUUUUAUUUAUUUCAGUGCGAAGGCUAACAACUAAUGGCAUUCUACUUCAGGUUUUUCCACUUCAUGACCCAGACCAUUUAAAAAAACUUGGGCAGAUAUGGUACGAACAAUUAAAAAUUAGAUACCAACCUUUAGAUGAAAUUCGCUGUUAUUUUGGUGAAACACUUGCUUUCUAUUUUGCCUUUUUGGAAUAUAUCACAUUUGCUUUAAUUCCAAUGGCAGUCAUUGGGAUCCCUUAUUAUGUUUUUGAUUGGGAAGAUUAUGACAAGUAUGUGCUAUUUGCAGCAUUCAAUCUGCUGUGGUCUACUGUUAUCCUUGAACUCUGGAAACGAUCUUGUGCUGUUAUGGCUUACAGAUGGGGAACACUAAUGAUGAAGCGACAAUUUGAAGAACCAAGACCAGGAUUUCAUGGGGUUUUAGGUAUCAAUCCUGUCACUGGCAGAGAAGAACCAAUAUAUUCCAGUUUCAAAAGACAAUUGCGGAUUUAUUUUGUUUCAGUUCCAUUUGUGUGCCUUUGUCUCUGCUUUUCACUUCAAAUAAUGAUGAUUUAUUUUGACUUGGAAUUCCAAGCACGUUUAUAUUAUGAAGAGAACCAAAAUGAAUUAAGCGCCUUGAUAUUAUACAUGCCUAGCAUAAUUUAUGCUGUUGUGAUUGAAAUUCUAAAUCGAAUUUAUAGAUAUGCUGCAGAAUUCUUGACCUCAUGGGAAAACCAUAGAUUGGAGUCUUCAUAUCAGAAUCACUUAAUUUUGAAAGUCUUGGUGUUCAACUUCCUAAACUGUUUUGCCUCAUUAUUCUACAUUGCAUUUAUCUUAGUUGAUAUGAAACUUCUGAGACAGAGCUUGGCAACUUUACUAAUAACUUCACAAGUCCUUAAUCAGUUUGUGGAAGCUGCCCUGCCUUAUUGGCUCCAAAAGAGAAGGAAUAAAACAGUAGAGAAAAAGGUGAAAGCACUGCAGAUAGAUACUGACAUGUCUUUAUUUGAACAAGUUAAUCUGGAAAGAGGAAUGGAUACUUACUUGGGUACUUUUGAUGAUUAUUUGGAGUUGUUCUUACAGUUUGGUUAUGUGAGCCUUUUUUCGUGCGUUUACCCUUUGGCUGCUAUUUUUGCUGUGCUAAACAACAUCACUGAGAUGUAUUCCGAUGCCUUAAAAAUGUGCAGUGUUUUUAAACGCCCAUUUUCAGAGCCUGCUGCAAAUAUAGGUGUAUGGCAGAUGGCUUUUCAAACUAUGACUGUAAUCUCAGUUAUUACAAACUGUAUCCUAAUUGGCAUGUCACCACAAGUAAAUGCUCUCUUCCCAGAUUCAAAAUCUGAACUUAUCAUAAUUGUAGUGUUGGCAGAGCAUUUAGCCCUAGCAGUGAAGUUCCUUAUGUCCUAUGUGAUAGCUGACAAACCCCGUGAUAUUCAGAUAAAACUGGCAAGGCUAGAAUUUGUAUCUUUGGAAGCACUGAAACAGCAGCAAAUCAAAUUGGCUGCAGAGUCUCUAAAAGAAUCCUAGGAUGAUAAACUGAACAGUUGCAGAAAUGUAUUCCAUGCUCUAUUCAAUACAUUAUUAAGAACAAGAAAUACAGUGUACUUUCAUAUGAUUUCAAACUGUGAUAUUAAGGAUUUUAUCUUUAUUCAUCAUAAAAAUUUCAAUGUAAUUGUUUGGCAUAGUACAAUAUACUUGAUAGAAACUGAUUAAAGACAUUCUUAAAUUUUGUUAGAACUCAUAAUCAUUACUUUGCUUUGCAUUUUUUAAAGAUACAUGCUAAUUUAGUAAGCAUAACCAUAAAUAUGAACAUAUUCAUAUUCCUGUGGCAUCUUCAGGUUAAUAUUUUGUCACUUUUUGUAGAAGGCUUACUGUACACUCUGCAAUGAAGA
Pseudonaja textilis is the source of this 1864-nucleotide messenger RNA. The record is from RefSeq and is a predicted model, not a curated record. NCBI's taxonomy places the organism in Eukaryota, Metazoa, Chordata, Lepidosauria, Squamata, Elapidae.